This is a messenger RNA of Fusarium coffeatum, 1038 nucleotides long. RefSeq lists its product as uncharacterized. The record is from RefSeq and is a predicted model, not a curated record. The transcript is spliced from 3 exons. Lineage: Eukaryota; Fungi; Ascomycota; Sordariomycetes; Hypocreales; Nectriaceae. The coding region runs from base 1 to 1038 and encodes 345 amino acids.
AUGUUGGGAUUCAAAAGUUUUGUUUUGGCUGGGCUUUUGACGCUUGGUCUUGCGGAGGAUAAGUUUGAGUAUGAUCCUCUGAGUAACUUUCGGCCGAGAAAUAUUACGGGUCUUGGCGACUUUUACGGAUGGGUUGGAUCGUACUACAAUGCUACUGCAGAGCUUGAAGUCAAGGUCGAAUAUGAGUACAUGACACCAAAGAACAAGUUGUGCUCGAAACUUAAGAACAAAACUACUACCCUCAAAUACGAUGCUGUUCUCAGUGUUCUUGAGCGCGGUCCUUGGAACGCUGGAAACAACUCCAUGAUCUUUUGGUUGACGCUUAUGCCUCAAACGUCACCUGCGUACAACGUUUCCGACCUACCUACCGAUUUCAUGUGGAACACCAAGCGUAAAAACAUUUCGAUACCCAUUUACUCAAACGACCCUACACCGAAUGGCUACUGGCGUCCCCAGAAGGACUCCAGCUGGGAUCUAUUCAACUUCACAACCACACAGACCUCAAGCGGUGCUUACAAUAUGACGCAAUCGCUAAGCCGUAACGAAAGCGACCCAUUUUCAUCCUGGCAAAAUGUCACCAUGCCGGUCUGCAACAGCUCGAUAGUCGUCAACGAGCACAGGUUCAACACACCCAACAUGGUAUCUUACUUGACAGAGGAUUGGGACGAUUACAAGGACCCUGUGGUCAGCAUGCAGUUUGACGACAAGACUGCCAAUUUGACCCUCGAUGGCGUUUUCACUGCUGCGCCUUUUGCGCGAUUGAACACGACAGAGCUUCGACCUGCUCCUGUGCUUGGUCGUAGCAAUUACGUUGGCUUCUACUCUCUUAAAUUUGAUGGAAUUUUAGAUGCUUAUCAUUCUGAUUUGCUGAGUUUGAAGGAGAGUGUGCCUACGUGGCAGCGUACUGUGGGGUUUGGGAAUAAUACGGCGAAUAUUGGGAAUGACCAGGAGCCUGUGGAGGAGAGUGCGGGUAGUGUGGUCUCUGGGUCUGUUUUGACGGUCAUGGCUGUCGCUCUGUCGAUUUUGACACUUUUUUAA